Messenger RNA from Phascolarctos cinereus (koala), 1453 nucleotides. NCBI's taxonomy places the organism in Eukaryota, Metazoa, Chordata, Mammalia, Diprotodontia, Phascolarctidae. The record is from RefSeq and is a predicted model, not a curated record.
GCAGGGACUCUGUAGAGGCUGGAACCCAGAACUCCCAGCUGAUUCAGACCUGAGGAAGGACCCAGGCGUCCCCUGCCUCCUGCAGCUCAACUCAGAGCCACCAGAGGGCUCCUCCCCCCAUGGAUUCCCAAACUUUUCCCCAAAACAUCUUUCACUUUCGAUCUCUGAUGUCUGGGCCCAGACCUGCCCUGGGCCUUCCCGGCCUAGACAGGGACCCUGGUGCGGGGCUGGGAUAGCAUGCCUGGGUCCCAGAGGAGUUAGGGGAGAAGACGCCUGGGUCCCCAAGGGGGCCCGGCAGCGGCAUGAGGGGCCCCAACUCAAGAUGACCGCCCCAGCCCCAGCCUGGCCCCUCACUGCCUUCAAGCUCCUGCUCCCGCUGCUCCUGCUCCCCAAGAACGCCCCCGCCAGCACCGAGGAUACCUGCACCUUCCCGGACAGCCCUGUCAGCUCCACCUUCCUCCAGGCCAUCAGUGACUUGUCCGACUAUAUGCUCAGGGACUACCCAGUGGAUGUCCCGGCUAAUCUUCAGGCGGACCAGCAGUGCUGGGCCCUGUGGCACCUGGCCUUGGCCAAGGGAACCCUGGAGCGCCUGAAGCUGGUGGCUGGGAGGAAGCUGCAGGUCCCCCUGGAGGCUGUGUACACUGAGGUCAACUUUGUCAGUCAAUGCAUCAACCAGUCCUUUCCCAGCUGCCUCCGUUUCCGCAAAGCCAACAUCUCUCACCUCCUCCUGGAUGUCUCCAGCCACCUGGCAGCCCUGCAGACCCUCAUCACUCACCAGAGCUUCCAGCCCUGCCAACAGUAUCGCUGCCAGCCAGAGCCCUCCACUGUCUCCACCCUCCCCUCACCUGGCAGUCUGGGGGCACUGGGAAACACCCUGAGACCACCCAAGCCCUCCAAAUUUAAUCUGCUGUCGCUGGGGGUGCUGCCAAUUCUGCUGCUACUGAUCCUGGUGGCUGCCUGGAGGUGGAAGCAAAGAAAGAGACACUCGAGACCAUCAAGAUCCCCCAAGUCCCCAACACCCCAGGUGAGCUUGGCUCAGCUCAAUGUGGGUGGGAUAGUGGGUGCCCCCCCCAUGUGCACAGACAGCAGCUGAUUCCCUGCCGGGGGGCUGUGGCUAGGGCCCCCCAAACUCUGUCCCCCAGGAUAUGCAGGUGAUGGUGCUUUGAAAGAAGACACAGAUGUCUGGAGGGCCUUGAAGGCAAAACCCAGAAGCUGGGGCUACCUCCUGAGGAAGCCUUCCAUAAGGAACCUAGCUUAGGAUUGGCCUCAUUCCCUUCUCCUUCGAUGAGUUGAGUUAUUGCUCUCUUCUGGGGAGCUAAGCACUCCCCCCCAAAAAAAACCCGGUGCCUACUGCCCCUUCUCUCUCCUCGAGAAGGGUAACCUGCCGGGUACCUUUGGACCAGCCCACCCUCUGUACAAAGCUCUGAGGAUGUACAUAAAACAUUUUCUAAUA